Messenger RNA from Carassius auratus (goldfish), 7324 nucleotides. It is a transcript of the gene rsf1b.1, whose product is annotated as remodeling and spacing factor 1b, tandem duplicate 1. Lineage: Eukaryota; Metazoa; Chordata; Actinopteri; Cypriniformes; Cyprinidae. The record is from RefSeq and is a predicted model, not a curated record. Bases 79 to 5181 code for a protein of 1700 amino acids. The transcript has 16 exons. Gene Ontology annotation, molecular function: histone binding. Gene Ontology annotation, cellular component: RSF complex. Gene Ontology annotation, biological process: negative regulation of DNA-templated transcription.
GCUUCUGGGCCAUGUGUCUGCCAUAGUCGCGUUGCAUUGUGGGAAGGUUGUGGUCCUCCAGCGGCUCGGUUCGGAAUAAUGUCUGCCUCGGAGGCAGCGGACGGUUCUUCCCCGGAGUUAUGCCCGAGCUUCGCCGUGAUCUGCUCGUUUCUUGAGCGGUAUGGAGCUCUGCUGGACCUGCCGGAGGUGUCGUUCCCGGAGCUGGAGCGCAGUCUGCAGGAGAGCAGCGCGGUACCAAAACUCCUUGUGGAUCUUCAUGUGAAGUUACUAAGGAAAAUUGGCAAGUCUGUGUCGGCAGACAGAUGGGAGAAAUAUCUCAUUAAGAUCUGUCAGGAGUUUAACACCACAUGGGCAUGGGAGCUGGAGAAGAAAGGUUAUCGAGAGAUGACAGUGGAGUGUAAGACAGGAAUACUGAAGUACUUGUGUGAAUGCCAGUUUGAUGACAAUGUCAAGUUUAAAACCGCUAUCAAUGAAGAGGACCCAGAUAAAAUGCGUCUUCAGCCGAUUGGCAGAGACAAAGAUGGCCUCAUGUACUGGUUCCAGCUUGAUCAAGACAAUAAUGUAAGGGUCUAUAUGGAAGAACAGGAUGAUCUGGAUGGGUCAUCCUGGAAGUGUAUAGUAAGAAAUAGAGACGACCUGGCUCAAAUCCUUGGACUGCUGAAGACUCAUAUUGAUCCAGCACUUUUAGUAAAGAAGGAUCAGGAGGAGGGCUCAUCUAGUAACAGUCCGAACCCAGAGAAUGGAGAAGACAAGAAAAAAGAGGGCGCUGAAGUGGAGAUCAGAGAUGAGAAGUCACAAAAUGAUUUGUCUGCAUCUGAAAAUAAGGAAAACAUCUUGGAGAGGGUAAAUGCAAAGCAAGAAGAUGCAGAUACCACAGAUGCAUUGUCGGAAAAAGGCUUAAAGGUGAAGGAAGAACUGCAGAAACAUUCGGAGACGGCAAACGGCUCUACUGGAUCGAUCAAAGAAGAGCCACAGGAUGAGUAUGAGAACGUCAAGGAUUUGUCAACACCUUCAAAGAAUGCAGCACAGACAGAGGAUGUAAAAAGAAAAUCUUUAGAAGAGACUCAAAGAGCUUUGAAAAAUGACCAUCAAGCUAAAAUCCCCCUGAAAAAGCGGGAAAUGAAACUAAGGGAAGACUUUGACACCAGCAGCAUGGGAGUACGAAACGCUCCCGUGAAAGAAUCACUGACAUGUUUUGAUGACAGCAGAUUGAAUCCUGAAAAGAUCAAUGGCCAUGUUCCUCACCUUGCAACAUCUGAGAGUGAAACGCAAAAAGGGUCAGAGGGUCUUCAAAAAGAAAGCACAGAAGAUAAUAAUUCUGAGAAACUCCCUCUUGUUUUAGAUAAAUCCAAAGAGAGCAAAAAGGAAAGAAAGAAUGACCAGAUGGAAAAGAAGAUGGACGCAAAUGAAACCAGAUUGUGUGCUGAAGAGCAGAUGGAAGUGGAGAAAUCUGAGGAAUCCUGUGCCGCCACUGCAGAAGAGAACAAAGAAAAAACUGAAACCUCUCAAUCUCAUGAAAAGAUCCCUGGAGAAGAAAAGCGUUCAUCAGUAAGUGAACAAUCGGAAAAGACACCUGGUUCUGAAGACGUAACUGACAAUAGAAAGUCUCCCAGUAGUGAUGAUACAGAUGCUACUGAAGUUAAUACGUCAAAACUGCCUGGAGAGUCAACAAAAGAAGAAUCAAUGAAAGAUCUCCCAAACAAGGAGUCAACGAUUGAGCUUUCAAAAGAAGACACCGAAGAUUUCCCAAACAAAGAAUCAUCAAACAAUCUUACAAGAGACAAGUCAGUGAAAAUUUCCCUAAAAGAUGAGCCAACAAAAGAUCUGGCGACGAAAAGUCUCUCAGAAGAAGACACAUCAAUUGAAAAGUCAACAAAAGGCUUCUCAAAAGAAGCAGUGAAAGAGUCAUCAAAAGAUUUCGUAAGAGAAGAGUCGGUACAAAGUCUUCCAAAAGAUGAGCCAGCAAAAGAGUCAAUUAAAGAUCUCUCGAAAGAAGAGACAUCAGAAGAAAAGUCAAUGAAAAAUCCUAAAAAUGAACAAUCCAAGAAAGAUCUCGCAGAAGAAGAAUCACAUGAAGUUCUCACAGAAGAAAGUCGGCAAUCUCCCAAAGACUCCAAUAAAGACCAUGAAAAACCAGAUCCGACUGCUUCCACGUCGAUGGAAACUGAACCAUUCCAAUCAACUAAAACAGAGGAGUCUUCUUCCUGUGAAGUAAUCAAACCACUUUCUGGCACAGAAAAGCCAGUAUACACUGAAGAAACGAAACCUCAUCACAGCUCUGCAGACACUACCACAGAAAAAGAGCCAACUGCCAUUGUCUCAAAAACUGAAAAACAGUGUAUAUCUGAAGGAGACAAGCUCUCAACCAAUGAAGAAAGUGAGUCCAUUGCCUCUAAACCUUCUGAGGAUACAGGUGACCCUCAAGACAAAGAGCAAGAGCAGUCUGAAUCCUUUAAGCCAGCAUCAAGUGAUCUAGAAAAACCAUCUGUUUCUGAUUCAACGAAUAAGCCAAGCACAUCAAAAACCACAGAGAAAGUAAACCGUGAGGAAAAAUGUGAUACAGCUGAAACUGAUAAAAAAGAGGAUUUGGAAACGUCAAAAGACAAGGAUAAAAAGGUUGAAGCUGCAAACAGUUCAGAAGAAUCUGCAUUGAAAAAAUCAGAAGAAGUUAAAGUUACAGAACGACCUGAUGAAUCCAACAGUUCGGAGAAUCCUUCUUCUGAUAGAGAACAUGAAAAGGAACCUGAUUCAAAGGAAGGGAGCAAAGAGAAGCCAAUGGAUAUUGAUUCAGAGAUCAGUAAAGCUGAUCAAAUUCAGUCAGCUAUUGAGGAGGGAAUUGAGUCUACAACAGCAAGUAAGAAGGAAACGCAUGUUCCUGUGGAUCAAAACACAACCUCUAGCAAACAAUCUAAGCAAGACGCAACUUCUGAAAAAUGUGAGGCUUCCGAGGAUGUUCAAGAAAAAAGCACUGCUGUUGUGAAAAGCAGUAAAAGACCGGGACGGCUUCCAAAGAAAGCUGUGGAGAGUCAGGAUGAGGAUAAAACAGGCGAAGGACAAGAAGAAAAGGCACAACGGGAAGGAAAUCGCAUGAAGAUCAAAAUCCCAUCACACAGGAGAAAUGCAGAACUUCAGAGAGAAGAGGUAAGGGGAGAUUCAGAGUCUGAGGUGACCGACGGCAGGUGCUUGCGGAGAUCUCCAAGAAUCAGCCGACCCACUGCUAAAGCUGUGGAGAUCCAGGACAGGAGGGUUGAACGGAAGCAGGUGACUCCUGUGUCUGAGAAAGAAAAGGAGGAAAACGAAGACAAAGAGGAUGAGGAUUCUAUACCAAGCAAACCAAGGAAAGCUGAGCCAGAUGGCCAAACAAAACCAAAGGUGGGGAGACGUCGGAAACGACAACCAUGGUCUCGCAUGAGACGUAAAAGGAAAAGUUCUGACGAUGACGAUGAUGUCGUCGAGGAGAGCGAGAGUGAGGAAGAGGAGACGGAGGAGGACGACAGCGAUGAAGACUAUAAGGUGGAAAAGACCAGGAAAAGGAGGAGAAACCGAAACCGAGAGCGAAACAGCUCUGACGACUCUACCUCUUCAUCAGAAGAUGAACCUAAUGACGACCCCUGCAAACACUGUGGCCUUCCCAACCAUCCCGAGCUGAUCCUCCUGUGUGAUUCCUGUGACAGCGGUUACCACACUGCCUGUCUGCGGCCUCCGCUCAUGAUCAUUCCAGACGGGGAAUGGUUCUGCCCCCCCUGCCAGCAUAAGCAACUUUGCGACAGGCUCGAAGAGCAAUUGCAGAAUUUGGAUGCUGCCCUCAAAAAGAAAGAACGUGCAGAGCGAAGGAAAGAGCGACUGGUGUAUGUUGGCAUCAGUUUAGAGAACAUCAUCACACCUUCCGUGGAAGUGGAAGAAGAAAAGGUGGAGGUGGUGAAAGAGAAGAAAGAUGUGAAGAAGAGCAAAGGUUGGGGACGGAGAUCAACCAGGGCAAAGAAAUACAUAAGCUACAGAUUUGAUGAGUUUGAUGAAGCGAUUGAAGAGGCAAUCGAGGAAGACAUUAAAGAGGCAGAAGGUGGAGGAGCAGGCCGGGGGAAGGACAUGGCGAACAUCACAGGCCACAGAGAGAAGGACAUUUCCACCAUCACACAGGAAGAUGGGAAGGAGAACGGGCGGCCACGACGAAUCAGUGCAGCUCAGAAGAAGAAGCGGCGGCGGCUCAACGAUCUAGACAGCGACAGCACCGUGGACGAGGAAGAGAGUGAAGACGAGUUCCGUCUCAGCGACAGUUCAGAGUGUGAGGAGUUUGUGGCCUCUGAUAAUGACGCGGAGAGUGAAGCAGAAGUCCCGUCCUUUGAGGACAGCGACUUCGGCAGCGAUGUUGGCUGCCCGCGGAGAAGACAGCCGCCACGCAGAAGACGCAGACCUAAAGGAUACUCUGAUGAGGAGGAGCUGGAAACCGAUGAAGAGGAGGAAGAGGAGGAGAUGGCGACAGAAGGCUCUAGUGAAUUCAGUGCCAGUGACCUGGACGUCCGAUGUCGGCGGUCCUAUCGGAGUCGUAAGCAAGAGGUGAAUUACUGUGAAAGCACCGAUUCUGACGGCUCACAGGCCAGCACCAACAAAGACAAGAAGAAGAAACGCAGACGUCUUUCCAGCUCCGACAGCGAAGUUAGUUUCCAGUCCGUCGAAUCUGAUGAAGAAGUCCGAAAGCCCAAGAAGAUAAGAGCGGACUCGUCCGAGGAAGAAUCCAGGAAACGCCGAAGACGCCUGUCACUUAAACGCCGGAGGGAGUCGGAAGAUGACGAUGAUGAUGACGAUUCAGAUGAAUCCGAGGAAGAGGAGCGGCCCAUCCGGAAGCGUGUGAACCGCAUCGACUCUGAUGACAGCGAGAGUGAAGAGGAGGUGAAGAAGAGCCCGUCGGAGAAAGAGACAGAGGAGACUGUUGGCAAAGGGCCCAGUCCACUGGACUACAACUCGGUGGAGCUUCCUCCAGCUAAUGGACAGAGCCAAGUGAAGGGUUUGGAGGGUCUCGUGCCACGACCCGGGGUGGGAGUGAUGACUAAAAACGGCAACGCCCCAUCAGCAGUACCCAUAGUGCCGAAUGGCAUGGAGAUUGUUGCACCGGAAGAAGAUGAAGACGACCUUUUGGGCGUCACAGACCUCGUAGACUAUGUAUGCAACAGUGAACAGUUAUAACUUGGUAUUCUUUUUCUUUUUUACAUUUUUCUCUUUUUUUUCGACCCUCACCCUGUUUUCACCACGGAUCACGUCAACAGUCCCUGUUAAAUGUGCUAGGUGGCACAUGAAUAAUAGCUGUAAAUAUUUUACUGAGCAAAAGUAUCAAGGGAAGGAGACCACAAUCCUUCUAACAAACUCCCCGAGAUAUUCCUUCUAAAGUAUUGUUUUUGUUCGAUAAGGGCAAUCGCUCUCAAACAAACCCUCUCUGGAAACAACCUCUAAAACCUCUUUUUACACUAAUCACGCAGCCAUGCUCACGCUCACACGUCUUGACGUAGACAUUUGUCAAGUUUACAUGCGUUUUGAUCUCCACUGAUGUCAGUUGCACAUUUCAGAGAGAACUGGAAGUGGGUGGAGUCUGUGUGGAGGGGGCGGAGCCUUCAUUUCAGCGAGGCUCCACGCAACGCUAAAUAUCGUUAGCGUUUGAUCCACUCCGAGGCCAUUUUUACCAUUCUUUCAUAAUCUAAAUGGAGUGGAAGUUGAAUUUCUACCGAGUGGUUUCAUAGUGUCAUUUGGUGGCGGAAAAAAUAGAUGUUUUUAUUAAGUGAUGUCAUUAUAAGCUCUGUUUUGUUAUACUAUUUAUUAUAGAAUUUGUACCUGAAAUUAUCAGCUGCUCGCACCACUAGAGCACAAGAUUCCUGGAAGGUGUAUAAUGGUGAAAAAUUGCUCAUUUACUUAUGCCAACAUACUAACAUUGCAUCCAAUUCUCUUGCUUUGGGCUGUUUUAGCACCACAUUUUGAUUUUAAUUCAAACACUAUUUACUCUGGCAGCUUUUCAAUGUAUCAAAUGCCAAAUCUUCCACUCGAGGAUGAUAAAACGCUGAGGACUCUCACCCACAUCGAUGCGCAGUUUGUUUCUCUGAGGGAUUCCUUGAAGUUUAGUGCUGUUCAUCUCAUUUUGAUGCAGAUAUUCCAUCUUCUUUGCCCAUCGUGUCCUUCUUAUGUCUGUGUUUCAGUGCACUAUAUUCAUUUUCUUUAUAUAAAUAUAUGAAUAUAAUCAUUGUAAUGUUUUCCUUUAGUUUUGUAAGCAUACUAAUGAUGUGUAUGAUUAGUUUGUUGUUCAUCAAUUACAAAGCAAUACAUUUUUCUUACAAGACAUGCAGGAAGAGAUUCAUCAUCUCCUGGUUUUGUCUGUUUCUAAAGACCGUAGUUCAUGUUGCUGGUGACAUUCGAAUGAUUUCCGACCUUUCCGAGAGCAGCGUGAUGUGAGACGCCCCUCUGAGAUGUAAGAACACAUCUGAGAAACUUUGUUUGAUCUUGCAUUAUCCUGGUGUGUAUAUCUGUAGUUUUCUGCUGUAACAUAUUAGAAGCAUUUUUAAAUCAUUUAAAAGUAUACAUAGCAGUCCUUUUAUGAUUGCAGCUGUUUAUAAUUUGUUUUCUAGGUACAUUUACCACUCCAAAGUGGGCACGUCUGUCUCUGUCUUUUUAUGAGUUUAUUUCAGUUUUGUCUUUGAGGGUUUUCAGGUUCACUGUCCUAUUUCCACUGAUUGCUAAAACAUUUCCAAGAAUGGUCUGUUGUUAGAAGAAAAAGCAUUUGAUGUUAAACCCAACAGACAGUUGAAUUGGUGUAAAAAUGUCUUGUACAUUAAUGUUUAAGCUUGGCAUGCACUUAUAUUCUAGUCUGAGUUAUUUGCUCUUGCGGCAUAAGGGCAUCAGAUUUUGAAAAUAAAUCAUCCCUGAUUUUUUUACAAAUAUAGUUUUAACCAUGCUAAGACCAAGAGCAUCAUUAGGUACUAGACCACAAUGCAUUUCUCUCCAGGUGGUCUAUUAACAGUAUUGGGCUGGUGUCAUUAAAACAAUUUAAGGUACAGAUGUCCAUUUGAAAUCGAGGCCCAGCCUAUUAAUGACAGUAUAUAUUUGUAUUUCAUACAUAAAAAUCUUUUUAAUUUGAUAUUAUGUCAUGAGGGAUGUGGACUCCAGUGUUUUAAGAUAUCUGGCUGAUGUAGUUUGACAGCAGAUGGACCGAGGCCGUCUGGUUUUAGCUUUUAGAAAUCUCCUUUGUGUUCGUCUGUUUCUCUUUUUUUUUAUCUGUAUUGUAAUUUCUUUCAUAUGAUUUACUAUCUUGUACAUUUGUCAUAAUAAAAAGGAAAUGAAACCUGUA